CAAACCCUCGAUCGCGUUGGUCGUGUUUUGUCGUCGCCUCCUCCGAUUCGUGUUCGUUCUUGUGUUGUUUGCUGUUCUUGCAUCAUCUCGCGCUCCUUCUCGUUCCAGUCUCCUCUCGCGAUCGUUGUGUUUAGGCUACUCGUCGCGGUGUCCAGCAACACCUCUCUGCUUGGUUGUUGAUGUUAGUGUUGCUUGAGCGAUUAGCGAUUUUGUUUACCAUUCGGGACGUGAUAACACAUGAGUUCGAGUGCGUAGCGGUUAUUUGCGUUGUACUACUGUUCAGUGUUUUGACCUAUUGAGAGGGUCGCGUGCACCUUCCCGACUCCUCCACGAUCUCUUCCUGUGAGGCGUAGUACUCAGUGGCAAGGUUUAAUUGAGCGCAACAAGUAGAGCAAAUUAAGGUCCCCGUUGACGAGACUCUAUUAGUCGCUCCGUGACCGUCACUACAUGGCGGGGGGUGGCCGGAGAAGAAAUUUAAAGGUCAAUUCCGCUAAUAGAAUAAGUGACUUUGUGACGACGUCGGCGACGACGACAAGUGCUAAUUAGUGAUCUCAACGACUCUCUGUCAACCCCGUUGAGCAGUGGGAAACUGCAGUGUGGAAAAGGUAUUGUGAUCGGAUGGGGUUAAGCCGAAGUAGAUUAACGAAGUAAAACCCGUUGAGAGAGUGUGUAGCCCAAUUUCGGCAGUGAAACAGAAACCGGUGUAAAAUACCAGGAAUUAAGCAUCAUUAACGGGUGUGUGGAGGAAAAAAACAAAAGCUCAGGCCUUAAAGGAGCCGAAGGCUCGGUGGAUCAAUUGGGUUGUGAUUAUCGCGCGUUUAUGUUUGAUUCUUGGGCAUUGUUCACGCAUAGACGGUGUUUCAAGACGUUGCACUACUUAACGUUGAGCGGGCUCGUUUGACAGAUUGGCAACACUGCUUUUUACAUCAAAUUGGAAGGAUUCCUGAAAAGUUAAUGAGUGUCUUGUCCUUGGAAGUGAUGCUUUGACAGUUAUGGAAGUCUGUUAAUCGUCUAGAAAAUCAUUCUAUGGCCGCACUGCUGAUAGAGAAGAAACAGUGGCGAGGAAGACGAAUAAAAUCGUUUCCUUGAAUCCCCACCGAAAAAAAUCGAAAGAAACCCGUGGAAUACAACUGCAACGUAGACAAGAGAGAUAACAACAACAGAGAAAAGCGUAGAAUCGGUCCAGGUCGUCGCGGGAGUCGCUUCCUCCCGGUACGCGGGAAAAAAGUGAAAGAAGGAAACAAUUACCGUACCGUGUGGAGAGAGUAAUUACCCCCGAAAAAAAACAACGACCCGGCACAAGAAAUUUAAAGAAACACAAAAAAUCAGGUGGUUGAACCGAUGAGAACCCGCUGCCGGGGUAGCCUCCUCCGAUAGUUGGAGUCUAACGGGCAAGCAGCAUCAGCAGUGAUUGGGAACGAUGAGCUUCCGGGUGCUGGGAGCACUGGUCUGGUGCCAGAUGGCGGUGCUGCUGGGCGCCGCUUCCGGGAACCAUCACAACACGUCACAUUCGAGAGACUGUUCCACGCUUCAUCCGGCGUGCGUUCGCUGCACCGAGCGGGGCUGCGUCAAAUGUGCCGACCUGCUGCUGCGGAUAGACACGCGCGAGUGCGUCCCGGACUGUCCCGGCGGCUACGCGGCCCAGUGGUCCACGACGUCGGAGUUUAUGGGUCGCAUCUGCUACCCGGUGGGCUUUUCCGGCUCGUUCCUGGCGGCGGUCGUCGGGAUCGCUGCCGGCGCGGUGCUGUGCAUCGUGCUGAUCAUCGCCGCCAUGGCCGUGAUCCGGCGGAAGCAGAAGCGAAAAAAGUACCGCGAAACGUUCAUCGACGAGAACAUCGACCGGUUGGAGUUUGUGAAGCAGCUCGAUGAGUUGAGGCCGCAAGCGGAGUACUUUCUGCAGAUGUUGAACGACACGCGUCGUCAGAUCCGGAAGUUGCACCUUUCGGGAGAUGCUUCCGGUGCGGCCACGUACCAUCCGGUGGUACGGGAUCUGGCCAAAAUCCUGAUUCUGCUCAACAAACCGGUAGAACUGAUCAGUUCACCGCCACACGACUGGCAGCGGCUGUACGUGUGGGCCGAACGCGUCCUGGACCGGUACAAACCGGAACUGACCCAGCUGAUCGAGUUCCUGCAGCAACCCUCCCUCCCAUCGUCAGCUUCCGAUCCGCGGCUCGGAACCAGCGAACAUUCCACCUUCAAGUCCAAAUUCAGCAACGGCAGCUCGACGACCGGAGCGGCCAACGAGAGCGACACCUCGCCCAGUCUCAGUGCCAAAAAUCAGCGCAAUCUGCUGCAGCCGGAAACGGCCAGCACCACCAAACAGAACCACUUCCUCGGUUCGCUCAUCAGUCUGCACGAGUUUGACGAGCGGUCGUCCUCGUCGCACGUGACGGACGCCGGCAACGCCAGCAACCCGUUCGGGGACACGUUUGACCACGUCCGGUCGUACCUGUCCACGUCCGGCAUCAACGACAGCUCGCUGUGGCUGCAGGACGAGUUCUUCAAGCUGGGCUUCCGACCGCAGGACGAAAUCACCACCGAGCUGUAGAAAAAACAUUCCACCGCGCGGACCGGAAGUGCGUCGUUCCCUGGUUUUGGAACGGGUUCGCAGACUUUCGUGGGAUCUCGCGUCGCGAGAGUGAAAAAAAUAAUAAUGAUACAAUCACGAAACUAGUCACAAAUCGUAAUAAUUGUAAAGAGUUCUUUUUUUUUGUCUGUCUACGUUAUAAUGCAAUUCGUACGAAGUAUUUAUGUACAUUCGAGCAACUGUGAAAAAGAUGCCUUUUUAGCAAUAUGUAAAAUUAAAAAAUGCAAAUUUUUCGAUAAAUAUUUCUGAGCAAACGGACAAUAGCAGUAGACUAUGUAUUGUUGAAAUACUUUCGAAGUAGUAGCGUACUUUAUAAAUGUGUGUAAUACACACAUAAGGUUUAUA
This is a messenger RNA of Culex quinquefasciatus (southern house mosquito), 2932 nucleotides long. RefSeq lists its product as uncharacterized. The coding region runs from base 1421 to 2548 and encodes 375 amino acids. The transcript is spliced from 2 exons. Lineage: Eukaryota; Metazoa; Arthropoda; Insecta; Diptera; Culicidae. The record is from RefSeq and is a predicted model, not a curated record.